AUGGGGAGAAACAUCAAAGGAAACGAUUGCUCGCUCAAAACUCUAUCCGGUCCCGACAGGCUCAAAACUCUAUCAGGGAGAUUCGUUGUUCAGAUGGGAGGACUGUCACUAGUCAAGGGUACUACUACAGAAGAGUUGGAAAAUCUGCUUGGGUUCAGAUGUUCUUUGGAAGAUUGUAGGAAGUUGGAGGAAGAUGUCUCAGAGGAGGAAAUUCGAAAAGUGUUGUUUGCAAUGCCUUCUAACAAAUCUCUGGGACCAGAUGGGUAUCCUUGUGAGUUUUUUAAAACCUCUUGGCCUAUUAUAGCUCAAGAUUUCACAGUGGCAGUUCAGUCUGUUUUUAGAUUUGGAUUCAUGCCUAAGGGGAUUAACUCUACAAUCCUAGCUCUGGUUCCAAAAAGGAUUGACUCUAUGGAGAUGCGUGACUACCGUCCUAUUGCCUGUUGUAAUGUGCUUUACAAGGUGAUAUCGAAGCUCUUAGCUAAUAGACUCAAAGUGCUUCUACCUAGAAUCAUCUCUGCGCAUCAAUCUGCGUUUGUUCAAGGUAGGCUCUUGAUGGAGAAUGUAUUAUUAGCUACUGAGCUGGUAAAAGAGUAUCACAAGGAGGAUAUCUCUCCUCGUUGCUUGAUGAAAAUUGAUAUAUCCAAGGCGUUUGAUUCGGUCCAGUGGUCGUUUGUGUUGAAGAGUUUGGAAGCAAUAGGAGUACCAAGGAAGUUUAUACACUGGAUUAACCUCUGUAUAUCUUCUCCUUCAUUCUCAGUGCAAGUGAACGGUGAGCUAGCAGGGUAUUUUCAGAGUACAAGAGGAUUGAGACAAGGAUGUUCCUUGUCCCCUUACCUGUUCGUGUUGUGUAUGAAUGUCUUAUCCCAUAAGAUUGACAAAGCAGUGUCUGAGAAGAAGUUUAGUUUUCAUCCUCGGUGUAAAGCUAUAGCAUUAACCCAUCUCUGCUUUGCUGAUGAUUUAAUGGUCUUUGUGGAAGGGUCUAAGAAGUCUAUAGAGGGAGCUCUUUCUGUUUUUGAAGACUUUGCAAAUUGGUCGGGGCUCAACAUCAGUAUAGAAAAAUCUACUAUCUUCAUGGCAGGGGUUUCAACUGAAGAAAGAAGUAGGAUACUGAGGAACCUUCCGUUUGCAGUGGGGGAGUUACCUGUAAGAGUGCAGUUGAUCAAAGCUGUGCUAAUGAGUAUUAUAAACUUCUGGGCAUCAGUGUUUAGAUUGCCUAGACCGGAGCUCAAAACCACGAGAGCCAAGGUAGCUUGGAAGGAAAUUUGUAAGCUAAGGAGUGAGGGUGGUUUGGGUAUAAGAGCUUUAAAAGAAGUAAAUAUGGUUCAUGGUCUGAAGCUUAUAUGGAGGAUGCUUUCAGGGGAUUCAUUAUGGGGAGUUUGGAUAAAGGAAAAUCUACUUAAGAGAAAGAGUUUUUGGGAAGUGAAAGAGAAUACUCAAGCUGGUUCCUGGAUGUGGAAGAAAAUGCUAAAACUCAGAGACAUUGCUAAAGGGUUUUAUAAAAGGGAAAUAGGGAAUGGUUGUAAUACGUCAUUCUGGUAUGACAACUGGUCUUCUAAAGGUGCUUUCAUUGAGAUUUUGGGGGAAGGAGGAGUUAUAGAUAUGGGGAUCAGUAAGGAUGCUACUGUUAAGGAAGCAGUCAAUAAAGUUAAAAGGAGAAGAAGACGUUAUCGUACAGUGUUGCUUAACGCUAUAGAAACGGAAUUGCUAAUACUGGAAGAGAAGCUGAGUGAAAAUGGUGUGGAUGGCAGUCUUUGGAGAGGCAAGUCAGGGUUUAAGAGGAAAUUUUCAACUAAGGAGACUUGGUUGUUAGUGCGGGAAACUCAUGCUCAAAACUACUGGAAAAAAGAUAUUUGGUUUUCUAAGGCUACUCCAAAAUUUGCUUUCAUGUCCUGGCUUGCGAUGCUUGAUCAACUUUCUACGAUGGACAGAGUAGCAAGAUGGAGUCAGGGAGUGGAUGUUAUUUGUAUUUGGGAACAUCUAAUGAGGGGUGUGUUGCGUAAUUCUUAUACUACAGUUUGGUCUGAGGUGAUUGAUCUUCUUAUUUGGUCUGAGGUGAUUGAUCUUCUUAUGAGGACAGAUUGGGAUAAGAAGAGAUUAUUCUGUAUAAGGUAUGCAUUCCAAGCUGCUAUACAUAUGCUUUGGAGGGAACGAAACAAGAUUAAGCAUGGAGAGACUCCUCUACCUAUGGAAGUAGUGAAGAAGCUCUUAGAAAAAGGGAUUAGAAACAAGCUGAGUAUUCUUAGAUAUAAAGGAGGCAAGAGAAUGGAGAAUGCUCUUCAAUAUUGGUUUAGUACUAGAGUUUAA
Messenger RNA from Brassica rapa (field mustard), 2304 nucleotides. RefSeq lists its product as uncharacterized. NCBI's taxonomy places the organism in Eukaryota, Viridiplantae, Streptophyta, Magnoliopsida, Brassicales, Brassicaceae. The record is from RefSeq and is a predicted model, not a curated record.